GACAAAACACAUUGGGUUCUACAUCUAGGCACUGGGCUGAGGAUCGUCCUGAUCUUGUCUCCAACACUUAAGGGUUUGCUUGUUUCUCUCUGGAUCCUUGUUUGCUCCAAUAACACUAAAGUACAAUGGCACCUAAGAAGGAUGUGAAGAAACCAGCAGCAGCUGCCCCAGCACCGGCACCAGCACCAGCCCCAGAACCUGUCAAACCCAAAGAACCAGCAUUUGAUCUGUCCAGUGUCAAGAUCGAUUUCAGUAAGGAUCAGCAGGAAGACUUCAAAGAGGCUUUCCUGCUCUUUGACAGGACAGGUGAAAGCAAAAUCUCCUAUGGCCAGGUUGCUGAUGUCAUGAGAGCUCUGGGACAGAACCCCACAAAUGCUGAGGUCAAGAAAGUCCUUGGAAACCCAUCUAAUGAGGAGAUGAAUGGCAAGACAAUUGAGUUUGACCAGUUCCUGCCUAUGCUGCAGGCUGUUGCCAACAACAAGGACCAGGGCAGCUUUGAGGACUUUGUUGAGGGUCUGCGUGUCUUUGACAAAGAAGGCAAUGGCACAGUUAUGGGCGCUGAGCUUCGUCACGUGCUGGCCACAUUGGGUGAGAAGAUGAAGGAGGAAGAAGUAGAAGCCCUCCUGGCAGGACAGGAAGACUCCAAUGGCUGCAUCAACUAUGAAGCCUUUGUAAAGCACAUCAUGUCCGUCUAAAACCUUUCCACACUGUUCUUCGUAUGUCUCAGAAGAUCUGGAGGCAUAGAAUCUGUACAUAGACCAGCAACUGGUCACCAUUACCAACCUUAUGGAUAUAUACUGUACAAAACACCCACCAUUGAUUUUUUAUUUUCCACCACUGGGACAUUUCUUUCCAUGAACCCUGAAACCAAAAGAUCACAGAGGAGCUAUCACCCUGGCAAAGCUGGCGGAGAAUUCCAUCAAGCACAUCUGUGUAACAUGCCAUGGAUUAUUGUAACAUGAAAGACAUGAGAAUAAAAUACCCUUUGCUAAAAUGGUGGCUACAGAGUCUCUCCUAAUUUAUCCGUCCAAAGUUGUGGGCCAAUGCACCAAAGAACACCGCAUCAUUCACUACCAGAGGUCCCACUCGCCUAAGGUGCAGCUGGAAUCUCUGACAGUGGAGUGGUUAAUUUAUUGUCUUCCUGUAUUCCAUUCUGUCAAAACAAUAAAAAUUUACUGAAACCCA
Rana temporaria (common frog) is the source of this 1185-nucleotide messenger RNA. It is a transcript of the gene MYL1, whose product is annotated as myosin light chain 1. The record is from RefSeq and is a predicted model, not a curated record. The transcript has 7 exons. Gene Ontology annotation, molecular function: calcium ion binding. The coding region runs from base 126 to 695 and encodes 189 amino acids. Gene Ontology annotation, cellular component: contractile muscle fiber; myosin II complex. Lineage: Eukaryota; Metazoa; Chordata; Amphibia; Anura; Ranidae.